This is a messenger RNA of Prinia subflava (tawny-flanked prinia), 1045 nucleotides long. RefSeq names its product surfactant protein B (gene SFTPB). Lineage: Eukaryota; Metazoa; Chordata; Aves; Passeriformes; Cisticolidae. Gene Ontology annotation, cellular component: alveolar lamellar body; multivesicular body. The record is from RefSeq and is a predicted model, not a curated record. The transcript has 7 exons. Bases 61 to 993 code for a protein of 310 amino acids.
UGGCCACAUCCCACCUGCAGGGCCUUAAGAGGCCGAUGGCUCAGCCCUGCCAGCACCGCCAUGGCUCAGCUACUGUUCCUGCUCUCGGCCAUGUCCCCCACCGUGGCCCUGGCACUGCAGCUGCUCCUUGUCCUGCUCGGGACCACCCCAGGUUUGGGGGCACCGGGGGGGGGCUGUGGGAUGCCCCCCUCUGUCUGGUGCCAGGACUGGGUGACGGCGCUGCGCUGUGGGGCCCUGGGGCGCUGCCCCCACCUCACCCAGGGACAUCCCGAUGUGGACGUCUGUGCUGUGUGCCAGCAGCUCGUCAGCUUCUUCCACCAGGUCUCCAACCAAUCAGCCACAGAGAAACCCUGGCAGCUCUGCGCCACGCUGAACCUGUGUCGAGGAGAGCCCGGGGCCGCCCCGGCCGCGCCCGCCCUUGAGGCUCCCGGCACUCACCUGCAGCACCGGCUGCCGUGUGCCCAGCAGGGUGUCCCCGUCCCGCAGGGCUCCGGCGGGGCCGCGCUGUCCCCGGAGGCGCUGCCGCUGCCGCUGCCGCUGUGCUGGCUGUGCCGCACGCUGGUGGCGCGGGCCGAGGCCGCUGUCCCCGUGGGCUCAGUGGCCGCGGCGGUGGCCGGGCUGUGCCGGGCGCUGCCGCUGCCGGUGGCCGGGGCGUGCCAGUGCCUGGCCGAGCGCUACGCGGCCCUGGCCCUCGAGGGGCUGCUGGGGCGCCUGGGCCCCCGCCUGCUCUGCCGCCUGCUCCUCGCCUGCCGCAGCGGGGACAACUGGGACAACGAGGACGUGGGGACGGUGCCACCGCCCUGGGUGCUGGAGGCCAUCGUGGUGCGGCUGGCGGAGUGUGUCAGUGACGAGGACUCCAAAGGUGGCCAUGUCCCUGUGCUGUCCCUCCCCCUGGGCCCCUGUGCCCUGGGUCCCAUCUUCUGGUGCUCAGGCCCGAAGGCUGCCCAGCGCUGCCAGGCCCUGCAGCACUGCCAGGAGCACGUCUGGCUGUAGGGGGGCACCAGGACCCCCCCGCACGGCCCAAUAAAGCUUGGAUGCAGCUCUG